AUCGAGGCAGUGAGUGAGAGUGUUGAAGCUUGCUUGCUUGGUUGCCAUGGCAAUGGCGGCGCAGGCGAAUUACAUGACGACGGGAUGCUCGGCGUGGAGGGACGAUGACUACAGGAGGAUGGUGAUGGCGUGCCUGAUCGAGGCGGUGUACCUGCUGGAGCUGGAGAGGCAGGAGAGGCGGGACGCGGCGGCGGUGGCGCAGCAGUGGUGGAAGCCGUUCAGGUACAGGCUGGUGCACGAGCUGGUGGACGAGAGGGACGGCUCCGUGUUCGGCGCCAUCUUCGAGCGGGAGCACCAGGCGGCGCCUCCGGCGGCGGUCGACGUCGACGGCGAGGGCGAGGGCGAGCCGCCGCGCGCGGUGAUCGCGUUCCGGGGCACGCUGCUGCGGGGGCCGACCAUCCGCCGGGACGUCGAGGACGAGCUCCGCCUGCUGGCCCGGAACAGCCUCCGCGGCUCGGCGCGGCUGGCCGGCGCGCUGCAGGCGCUCAGGGCGACCAUCGAGAGGUUCGGCUCGGAGAACGUCUGCCUCUGCGGCCACUCCCUCGGCGCCGGCUUCGCGCGGCAGGUCGCCAGGAUGCUCGCGUCGUCGUCCCCGCGCCACCACCAGCAGCCGGCAGCCGCCGCCGCGUCGCUCGAGUUCCACCUCUUCAACGCGCCCUACCUGUCCCUGCCCAUGGGCGUCAGGAGCGUCGUCAAGACGGCCGACUGCCUGCUCAAGGCGGUCCGCACCGGCGUCGCCGCCGUCGGCAGGUGGCACGGCAAGGCGCUCAAGAACGUGGCCUACGCCAACUGCAUCCUCGGCUACACGAGGCUCGAGAGCAGCCGGAGGUUGUGAGACCACACGAUUCACAGAUCGAUACGACGACGACGUUGCUUGUACCUACCCAUCACCAGUUCAUCACCUUCGCGGGAUUCAAUUCGAUGAGAAAAAAAACAAUAAGCAUCUGACAUGAGGAUGCACGGCUUAGGCUGCCCUGCAUGCUUGCUCUGUAAAUGUUAAAAAGGCUCCAUCGGCGCUGUUAAUUGUGAAUUAGUACUAUCUAGUUAUCACUACGGUUUUGUCAUUGUUUGUGCACUUGCCCAGCGCAUAAACUUAGUUCUAUGAACAGUUUGAGAAUCGUCUUUCGCCGCUCAGAUUUUGGGCCUGUUUCGGGGUUU
Molecule: messenger RNA, 1158 nt
Organism: Oryza brachyantha (malo sina)
Lineage: Eukaryota; Viridiplantae; Streptophyta; Magnoliopsida; Poales; Poaceae
Product: GDSL esterase/lipase At4g10955-like
Exons: 1
Coding region: 47-835 (262 amino acids)
Source: RefSeq, a predicted model, not a curated record